AUUAUAUAUAAAUGUAAAUAUAUAGUAUUAUGUUUAUUAUAACCAUUUUUUGUAAAAUAUAUGUAAAUUUCUUGGUUUUUAUACAACUGUUUUCCUUGGUAUCAGGAUUCCGCUCAAGUUUGUAUAAUAGAUUAAACACAUCAUUUGUUUCUUAUAAUUUCCAUAAAACUAACUCUUUAAAUGGCAACUUUAACCAAUGUGAUGAAUAUUUAGAUGGGUUUGUUGUUCCUAGCUCCUUUCAAUCCCACGAGAUAAGUAAAUUGGAUUCUAUUGAUAAUGUUCGCACUUCAACAGAUUGUAAAACCACAAAAUCUUUAGAAGAAAAUUUUGUCACAAUUUCAGACUUAAUUCAACGCUUAAAUAAGUCUAAAGAAUCCAACACACCAAUAGGUGUGCCGUUUACAGUCAAUACCAGAGGGUUUGUGCAGGAAAUUAGACGUAUAAACUCGCAAAACCUAUACUUUAUUGACAUCAAUGACGGCUCAACACUGGCAAAUUUACAGAUUGUAGUGAAUCAAGCUAAUAAUUUUAAGGAAUUAGAAUCGCUGAAAAACGGAGAUCAUCUCUAUGCAGUAGGAACAAUGGACAGAAGAAGAGGAGUUCCUUCCGAAAGAUCACUAUCAGACUUCGAUUUGUACAUUAAUCACAAUAAUCCAGAACAUAAGCUAAAAAUACACAAAUAUUCUGAAGAUGACUUGGAAAAUCCAGUUAUCCCAAAUAUAGAAUACUCUGACGAAUAUCUGAGAAAAUAUACACAUUUUAGAUUUAGAAAUAAACAGUUCCGUUCAAUUAUCGCCAUUAGAAGUGCUAUAAAAUCAUAUAUUCACCAAUUUUUCACAAGUAAUAAGUUCACUGAGGUGGAUACGCCCUGUUUAACUCUCAUGAAUUGUGAAAAUCUGGCACCGCUAACCCUAAAAUCACCAUGCAUUGGAACAAACUCGGAUUAUGAUAGUUAUGAAAAUACAGAAAAGAAUAUCCCUGUAAAUUUGAGUUCAACUGGACAAAUGGAAUUGGAGUUUGCCUGCUAUGGUUUAGGGAAAGUUUGGAAAGUAGGGCCUUCAUUUAGAGGUGAAAGAUCAGAUACUAUAAGACAUGCAAAUGAGUUUUGGAUGAUCGAAGCUGAAAUUCCAGAUGCCACAUUAACGGGAAUGAUUAACUUGAUUCAAGAGUUGAUUAGGGGGUGUGCAACAUAUAUACUUCAAAAUCAUGAAGACUAUGUAAAAUAUUUGAACAAUUUUAAUGAUAAAUACAAAGACUUUUUAGUUCAUUUGUCAAAUGCUAAUAUAAAAAUGAUAACAUAUGAAGAUGCAGUAAGGAUUCUAAAUGAGACCAAUUCUGGAUUGGAUAAACAAGAUAAGGUGUUUGAAUGGGGAAAGAGACUUUCUGAACCUCAGGAAAGAAGACUUCUUAAAUAUUUUCCCAAUGAUAUUAUCGCAAUCGCCAACUUUCCAGAAUCCAUAACACCUUUUUACAUGAAGUCUAGUAGUGGAACUGAUAAAUCUGUUGAGAGUGGGAAUUUAAAGAAUACAGUAGAAAAUUUUGAUAUAUUGGCGCCAUUUGGAUAUGAAAUAGCAGGAGGCUCUAUUAGAGAACAUGAAUAUGAAGUUUUGAAAAGGAAGGUGAACGAAAGGAAAAUUAGUGGAGAAGACUAUGAAAAAUACUUGAAUCUGAGAAAGAACGUUUAUUUACCUCAUGGAGGAUUUGGGAUAGGAUUUGAUAGACUGGUAAUGUUGAUGACGAUGAAGGAAAACAUCAGAGAUGUAACACCAUUUCCAGUGACUAAAGUUUAAUAUUUAAUGUAUAUUAUGGCCUAACAUUUAUAAUAUAUUAGUGGAAG
Theileria parva strain Muguga is the source of this 1837-nucleotide messenger RNA. It is a transcript of the gene asnS, whose product is annotated as tRNA synthetases class II family protein. The record is from RefSeq and is a predicted model, not a curated record. Gene Ontology annotation, cellular component: mitochondrion. Gene Ontology annotation, molecular function: nucleic acid binding; ATP binding; asparagine-tRNA ligase activity. Lineage: Eukaryota; Apicomplexa; Aconoidasida; Piroplasmida; Theileriidae. Gene Ontology annotation, biological process: asparaginyl-tRNA aminoacylation. The coding region runs from base 30 to 1790 and encodes 586 amino acids. The transcript is spliced from 12 exons.